Molecule: messenger RNA, 1080 nt
Organism: Trypanosoma theileri
Lineage: Eukaryota; Euglenozoa; Kinetoplastea; Trypanosomatida; Trypanosomatidae
Exons: 1
Coding region: 1-1080 (359 amino acids)
Molecular function (GO): protein binding
Source: RefSeq, a predicted model, not a curated record
AUGAUUGACAUUACCUCUGUUCCUACACGUGUUUUGACGAGUCCCUUUUCUCUCUUGGCAGUUGACACUGCUUUCUCCAAUGACACAUGUGAGGAGAAACUCUUUCUGUUUUUUGUUGGAAAUGAUAGGGCGUGUGUUGCCUCUUUCCAAGAGGGGGGAAAACCGUUUAUCUGCAGGUUUCUUCCACAAUUUCAUCGUACGUUAACAACUGGGGUAUGUUGUGCGAUGUCUUCCAAUGAUGGAGGUGUGUUCGUUCUGGGUGACUCUAACUCUACUGUCACAUUACAUUACAUUAAUCAAUUAACGCAUAGUACAACUUCUACGGAUAGUUGUAGUAGUACUAUUUUUGUAGGGAACGCUUGGGACGUAACUACACGUAUUAAUCAUAUUGUACCUGUUCGCGGUAGCAGUGUAGUAGAUGCUGUCUGUACCCGUAGUGGUGAAUUAGGAACAGUGUGGAAGAUGAAAUUUGAUCGUGAGGAAGCAAAUAUCCUUAGAGUUGACAGUUCACUGGUCCGACUAUUUUCACAGAAUAAUAAUAAUAAUAAUAAUAAUAAUAAUAAUAAUAAUCAUAGUAAUAUGUCAGAUUGUUUUAUGGGUGCUACUUCAGGAGGAGUCUCAUUAAUCUCUCCAGAGACGGGAAGUACACUUUUUGAGUUUAGACUCCCAUAUGGAAAACAAUCUGGAGAAGUGGUGCAGGCAAGUAGAAGUGGGGAUUCGUUAUUAGCGGUGGUAACGUCGUCUGGUGUUGCUCAUGUAUAUGAUCAGCGUCGUACAGAAAAACCUAUUUGGUCAAAGUCACUGCGUGAGUCAACAAUUAAUUUUAAGAGCAAUGAUGGCAGUAUAAGUAGCAGCAACUACGACGAUUAUAUUCAUACGUCUAUUAUUACUAAUUGUAGUACAGGUGUAUGGGCCAUUUAUUCCAAUAAAGCUCUGUAUUUCUUACGCUGCAUUGAUGAGUCAGUUGUAUGUCGUUCUUUCCCUUCCCCAGAAUGUCUCCUGUCACCUAAUAUAAACGUUAAUGGACUAUGCUUCACGAAUAAUAUUCUUCACAUUGUUGGAAGCAAAAGGGACGAUUGA